This is a messenger RNA of Acanthosepion pharaonis, 1356 nucleotides long. The record is from the annotation of a GenBank genome assembly. NCBI's taxonomy places the organism in Eukaryota, Metazoa, Mollusca, Cephalopoda, Sepiida, Sepiidae.
AUGAAUGGGCAAGCGGCAGUUUUCCCCCUCCUUCUUUCUUUCUUUCUUUCUUUCUCUAAACCUAUCUGUCCAUUUCGCCCUUAUCUGUCUGUCUGUCUGUCUAUCUAUCUAUCUAUCUAUCUAUCUAUCUAUCUAUCUAUCGUAGGCUGUUUAUAUCUAUCUAUCGAUCGUAGGCUUUUCAUAUCUAUCUAUCUAUCUAUCUAUCUAUCUAUCUAUCUAUCUAUCGUAGGCUGUUCAUAUCUAUCUAUCGAUCGUAGGCUUUUCAUAUCUAUCUAUCUAUCUAUCUAUCUAUCUAUCUAUCUAUCUAUCUAUCGUAGGCUGUUCAUAUCUAUCUAUCGAUCGCUUUUCACAUUCAUCUAUCUAUCUAUCUAUCUAUCAUCUAUCUAUCUAUCUAUCUAUCGUAGGCUGUUCAUCUAUCUAUCGAUCGUAGGCUUUUCAUUCAUCUAUCUAUCUAUCAUCUAUCUAUCUAUCUAUCUAUCUAUCUAUCUAUCUAUCUAUCUAUCUCAGCCUGUGUGCGUAUACACACCUGCUCCUAUCUAUCUAUCUAUCUAUCUAUCUAUCUAUCUAUCUAUCUAUCUAUUCUGUCUUUUUAUCUAUCUUCUGUUUUAUCUAUCUAUCUAUCUAUCUAUCUCAGUUUGUUUAAAUCAUUCUCUCCCCCAUUCUAUUCCAUCCUCUCUCACGCUUUCUUCCUUUCCCUCUAUCUUUCUUUCUCUUACCUUCUCUCUCGCUUUCUCUUCCCCUCUGUCUGUUUACCUGUCUCUCUCUCUCUCUCUUUCUAUAUAUAUGAACCCGUCGCCAAAAAUCUAUCUAUCUAUCUAUCUUGGUUUGUUCAUUAUCUAUCUUGGUCUGUUCAUAUCUAUCUAUAUCUAUCUUAGUCUGUUCAUAUCUAUCUAUCUAUCUAUCUAUCUAUCUAUCUAUCUAUCUAUCUUGUCCCGAUACUUUUUGUAUGCCUUUUCGUAUUUCUAUCUAUCUAUCUAUCUAUCUAUUCGAGUUUCAUCAUAUCUAUCGAUAUAUCUAUUUAUCUAUCUUUUCUUCAUAUCUAUCUAUCUAUCUAUCUAUCUAUCUAUCUAUCUAUCUAUCUCAGCCUGUUCAUAUAUAUCUCAAUCUUUACAUAUCUAUCUAUCUAUCUAUCUAUCUAUCUAUCUAUCUCAGCCUGUUCAUAUAUAUAUCUCAAUCUUUACAUAUCUAUCUAUCUAUCUAUCUAUCUAUCUAUCUAUCUAUCUAUCUAUCUAUCUAUCUAUCUCAGCCUGUUCAUAUAUAUCUCCGACUUUAUCUAUCUAUAUAUCUAACUCUCUAUCUAUCUAUGAUCAGAAUGUUGAAGUUAUUUUUUCUGAAAAUGCUCAUCCUAAAAUUUGA